AUGAGUAAUGAGGGUGUAACCAUAAACAUAUCUAAAGAUGAAACUACGACUAAUGGUGAUUCGCAUGGGCAACAUUUCUAUACCGAAGAUGGAGAAAGGGUCAUAGUUCAUGAUAGUUACCCAAGUGAUAUAGGUAACUUCUACAAGGUAAUUCACACUCCAGACGGUGGAAAACAUAUUGACAAGAUAAAACAGAAUGAUACUGAUCUUACCGGCUUCAAUGCUGAUUUGGACAAGUACCCAAAUGUAGCUGUAUACUUUUUUCUUGAGGAGAGAUCUGAGGGUCCUGGAACUCCAUUGAUAAUCCAAUUUGGAGACAAAGAUAUAUAUUAUGUAUAUGACCAAAAGGACAAUUGGAAAAAAGCUGAAGGGAUAAAUUCUACAACACUUGCAAAUGACCUCCUUAAGCAAAGAUGUAAGAGAAAUAAAACUCAUAAAAUAGAGCUUUCCAGACAAUUUCAGUAUAAUUGUCCCAUUUGUGAAGCCCAAAUUGAAGUUGAAAGGCAACAGGUAUAUACAAAGUAUAGUCUAUACAAACAGUAUAUUGCGGAAGAGGAUCAUUUUUCGGUUUCCUCAUUUGUUAUUGGAAAUACUCCCCAGACAGGUAUUACCCUCCCAAAAGAAAUAGAAAACUUGUAUGUAUACUUUCAUCCCAGCGAAAAUGGAUCUCCUCUUAUUAUUUACGUACCUCCGGAGGAUGAUGAUGAACUUUCCAAUAAAGGUACAUUUUGGAAGAAAUCUUAUAGGAAAGGCACUAUUUGGGAAAGGGAAGAAAAGGAUAUUUCACCAUCUAAUCCGUCUGAGGACCCUAAAAUUGUAGAAAUAAUUGGUAAAAUCCCGGAAACUCCUCCAAAAUCAGACCGACAAACUUCUGGAGUUUCCCCUGAAGCUAUAGCGGGAAUAUCUUGUGGAGUACUAGGAAGUGGAGCUGCCAUUAGUGUUGGAAUCUGGAGGGGUCCUGCUAUAGUUUCAGCACUGAAGGCCGCAUUAUGA
Molecule: messenger RNA, 993 nt
Organism: Theileria equi strain WA
Lineage: Eukaryota; Apicomplexa; Aconoidasida; Piroplasmida; Theileriidae
Exons: 1
Coding region: 1-993 (330 amino acids)
Source: RefSeq, a predicted model, not a curated record